Anopheles coustani is the source of this 663-nucleotide messenger RNA. RefSeq lists its product as uncharacterized. The record is from RefSeq and is a predicted model, not a curated record. The transcript is spliced from 3 exons. The coding region runs from base 1 to 663 and encodes 220 amino acids. Lineage: Eukaryota; Metazoa; Arthropoda; Insecta; Diptera; Culicidae.
AUGCUUUCGAACGUGGCACUUCCGUAUCUCUUUCUUCUGGCGGGGCUUUCCGUCGUCCAUUCGUUGGCCGGGAACGAAUUGCUGCACGGUGAGCUGGGACGCCACAAGCGCACGCUAGUGUUUACCGAGGAUAGUGCAACAGGCAUCCUGAUCGCUCUUUCGGUGCCGCUGCUGAUCACGGGAAGGAACAUCUUUUUGGCGUACAACUUCGAGGCCAACUACGGCAUGCCGGGUGAUGCCAGUGACUUCACGCAAGGCGUGCUGAAGAAGGUCGACAACGAUCAAAUAAACAAGGAGGAGGACACACAGGCCGGCGGAUCGGAAGAUCGUGCCAUCCGAACGACGUCCGGACAGCCCCCGGUAGCCCGGUUCACGCGAAAAAAGCUAUACCGUACGAUCGAACUCAACCUGGCCCGGCACGGAUACGACGGGAAAAAGUGCAUCCUGAGAAUGAUCUGCGAGCUGGCCAGCUGGCCGGUGAACGAAACUAACGGGGUCAUUGGAGACUUACUGCAACUAGUUUUCACACCGUCAAAUUCACAAUGCGAGAAGCUUCCGAGCGAGUUCUAUCUGGCGGAGGAGUUGGGACAACAGCAAAACUGUGUCAAGUACACGAAACAUUGUCCACAUGAUCCACUAGCGGCAAUCAGUUUUUUCAUUUAA